AUGCAAUUGAGGUUCACGUUCCAUUUUUUCUUUUUCUCUGUCCUUUUCCUCCUAGCUACGUCUCAAAAGCAACAGCAGAUAAUUGGACUUACACAUAGAUUAGUUGAAGCUACAAAGCCUAAGGAGAAGAUUGCAAUAAUUGGUAGCGGCGCAGGAGGAUCAGCGACUGCUUACUACUUACAAAGGUUUGCAAAUACUAGCUAUGACAUUACAAUCUUUGAGAAAUCUAACUAUAUUGGUGGCAGAUCCACCACGGUUAAUGUCUAUGAUAACUCCUCCUGGUACGUGGAGCUAGGAGCGUCUAUAUUUGUCUCAGCCAACAGGAUUCUCAUGAAAUCUAUUGAAGAAUUUGGACUCGAAACUAGGAAGUAUGGAGAACAGAUUCAAAAGCAGCAGAAUGGCAUACAGAAUUCUAUCGGAGUUUGGAAUGGAACAGAGUUUAUUUUAACAUUGAGUGACACUUGGUUUAGCAAAGCAAAAUUGUUGCUAAAAUAUGGCUUAUCACCUAUUAAAAGUUUGUUUUUAACAAAAAGUUUUAUUGGCACGUUUAUUGAGUACUACUACGAGAAGGAGUUUCCAUUUGCAAACUUGACUGAAGUUACAAUUCAGAGCAAUUUUUCUCAAGCAACGAACAUUAGCGGACUUAGUUUUUUUCGAGAGAAAGGUAUUUCUGAUUCUUAUUCUUUUGAUUUCAUCCAGUCAAUAUCAAGAGUUAACUAUGCUCAAAACCUAGAAGAUAUUCAUGGGAUUGGAGCUUUGGUGAGCAUUGCAGCAGAGAAUGCAUAUCAGGUCAAAGGAGGCAAUUGGAAGAUUUUUGAGAAAUUCAUUUCGUAUUCUAAUUCAACCCUCAAACUCAAUACCGAAGUAACCAAGAUUUCUAAAACAAAAAAUGCGUGGAAUGUCACCUACACUGAUAUUUCAAAUUCAGAUUCUGCCUCAAGCAACUUUGAUAAAGUCAUUAUAGCAGCCCCUCUUGAUCAGACUGAUAUUGAGAUUAGCGGAGCCCAAACUCCGAAGACUGCCGACUACGUGACGUUGCAUGUUACGCUUCUCGCGGUGAACGGAACUUUGAGCGAACAGUACUUCUUUGGCAAUACUACAAACAAAAGCAAAGUUCCUCGAACAGUACUUACUACAGUAUUGCCUGAAAAAGAUGGUAUUGGCACUGAGAGCUUACCUUUCUUCUCUGUUGCAGUCAACGACUUCAUUGAGGAAACAGGAGAUUAUGUAUACAAGAUAUUUUCUCCUAAAGAAAUAUCGGAUGAAAUGUUGCAGUCUCUUUUUCCCAUAUAUUCUAAGUUAAGCUGGAUUCAUAGAAAAAUAUGGAAAUCCUAUCCUAAGCUCAAACCUAUUAGUGAAUUUGGUAACUUUAAAGUUGAUGAUAAUCUUUGGUAUUUGAAUAUCAUGGAGCAAUUUAUCAGCACAAUGGAAACAUCGGCUUUGGCUGGAGCGAAUGUAGCGGCUUUAAUUUCCAAAGGAAAAAAUUCAACAGAAUUGAAACUUCCUUAA
Priceomyces carsonii is the source of this 1509-nucleotide messenger RNA. Its product is annotated as prenylcysteine lyase family protein. NCBI's taxonomy places the organism in Eukaryota, Fungi, Ascomycota, Pichiomycetes, Serinales, Debaryomycetaceae. Bases 1 to 1509 code for a protein of 502 amino acids. Gene Ontology annotation, biological process: prenylcysteine catabolic process; prenylated protein catabolic process. The record is from RefSeq and is a predicted model, not a curated record. Gene Ontology annotation, molecular function: prenylcysteine oxidase activity. The transcript has a single exon.